AUGGAUUGGUAUUUUAUAGCAGAGGCGAAGAAAAAAGACGGAGGUACAUAUCCGUCCAAUAGUAUUUAUGACCUGUUUUCCUCAAUACAGGGAUAUAUUCGCCAUCAGAAGUCGUCAAGAAUUAACUUCUUUACGAAUCCUGAAUUUCUUAGGGCUAUACAAGUGUUAGAUGCUGUCAUGAAAGAAAGAGCAACUGAAGGUCUCUGUGCAAAUACGUGCAAGCAGGCUAAUGUGAUAUCGGUAGGUGAAGAAACAUCAUUAUAUGAUAAGGGUAUCCUUGGCGUGGAUAAUCUCCAACAACUUCUAGACACAUUGCUUUAUCUAUGUGGUUUACAUUUUGCAUUAAGGGAAGGCACUGAACACCGACGGCUCAGACUUAAUUCCAAUCCGCAAAUAACUGGCCCAUUUCAAGAUAAGGAUGCUCAAUUAAGAUAUCUGUUGUUCAAAGAGGAUGUUUCAAAAGCUCACGCGGAUGGCCUAAAGCACAGAAAAGUUGUUCCAAAAUGUGUCCGAGCAUUUGAAAAUCCAGAAAACAGAAAUAAAUGUAUUGUUACAGUAUUUGAAAAGUACAAGUCACUUUGUCCAGCUAAUGGAGGAAAGGAUUGUUUCUACCUAACACCUCUAAAACAUAUCAAAGAUAGACAAUGGUAUGGCAACAAUCCUAUUGGACACAACACUUUACAAGGCACUGUGAAAAGGUUGUGCCCAAGUAUUGGGCUGACAGGAAAACGCACAAACCAUAGCCUCCGAGCAUGUGCAGCAACACGCCUUUAUAAUGCUGGUAUAGAAGAACAACACGUUGCGGAAACAACAGGUAAAAUAACAGUCAUCGUAGUAUUAAAUGCAGUUAGAGUAUACAAAAGAACUUCUUCUGAUCAACAAAAAGAGGCAUCAAAUAUUUUAUAUGGAUUAAGACAGUCAGACGGAAGAAAGAAGGCAAACCCAUCGGCAGCUGCGGGUGCACCAGUUAGUGCUGCGGUUGAAUAUUCAACGGAUGAAAGUGACAAGAAAUCUGUGACAUGCAACUUUUCUUUCAACUUUUCGUUAUGA
Molecule: messenger RNA, 1050 nt
Organism: Mytilus trossulus (common blue mussel)
Lineage: Eukaryota; Metazoa; Mollusca; Bivalvia; Mytilida; Mytilidae
Exons: 4
Coding region: 1-1050 (349 amino acids)
Biological process (GO): DNA integration; DNA recombination
Molecular function (GO): DNA binding
Source: RefSeq, a predicted model, not a curated record